Molecule: messenger RNA, 1398 nt
Organism: Lactuca saligna
Lineage: Eukaryota; Viridiplantae; Streptophyta; Magnoliopsida; Asterales; Asteraceae
Source: the annotation of a GenBank genome assembly
AUGAAAAAAAGCCAAUCUCUUGCAAGUCUGGAGGUACCUGCUGUAAGAUGUGCACCUCAAGUUCUUUCAACAAUCACUGCUACCUUUGCUCACUCUCCUCCAAAGCAAACAGAUGAAGGUCCGACUACCAUGUUUGAGACUGGUGGAUCCUCAUCCAUUCCAGAAUAUUCUCCAACUCAACCUUCACUAGAUGAAGCUUCUAUUAGAUUAGUAAAACAUUUGGCUCAAUCUAGUCCAACUUCCUCACAUGAGAAAGGAAUAUCAUUUAAGGAGGGUCGGACAGGUCAUGACAAAUUUUCUUUGCCUGAUCUUUGGGAGGAGAUUGGGAUUCUCCAUCAAGGGCUCAUCGAAAAUUCAAUUCAGAUGGAUCAGCUUUCUGCAUACAUCUUUGAGCUCAGGGCGAAGGAUGAAGAAAAUACCAAAAAAAUUAAUGAUCUACAAACGAGUCUUGGAUCUCCACAUGGAAUAGCUGAUCCUCCCACAGUUCAAUCACCUUCUGCAACUGAUGAUCUUCCUAUCAACUCACCUGCUCCAAGAUCAACUACAAUUGUCAACAGGUUUGAAAAAGAACCAGAAGGAAGCAGAGCCAAGAUCACAAUCAAACAGGGCAAAAGAAUCGUAACUGCAAAUCAAAGUGAAGGCCUUUUAUUCAUGAAAAAAUCUAAUGAAAAUCGCAAGGCAAAAGACCCUUUUUUUACUGUAACGGAUUUGAAGAAAAGAAAGUUCGGUGAUGAGUAUGGAGGAAGGUCCGAUAUCCAAAUUUGGGCCUUUGAUCCAGAGACGAAUUUGUGGGUUGUAAAGCGAAACUCAGGAGCAUCUGAAUGUUACAAAAGCACCCACGAUUUCAAAUCUUGGACCAAAACUGAUCUAGCUGAAUUAUUCAGGGCCCCAUUCCAUAAUCACUCUGAUAAUCCUAGUACCUCUAAUUUAAAAAGGUUUCUUGACAGACAGGUCAGAGAAAACUUUCCAUCAAUGAAGACUGCAAGAGCUCUAUAUAGAAAAGAUGAAGAAGUUCUUGAUCUAGAAUCAGGCGAACCCAUGAAGAUCAUACUUUGGCCUGUAACUAAGAAACAAAAGGAAAUUCCUAUUCCUCAACAUUUUCACGAGGGAUAUCCGGAUAAUAUGGAAUUUUGGGCCUAUGAUGACGAAACUGCAACUGCAGCUAUCAAAUUCAAGUAUCGAGAACACGUUCUGAGAUUGACUAGUGCCAAAGAUCUUCUUCGUUUCAUAGAAAGGGAUAUACGGACUUUGGCUCGUCAUCAAAUCAUUUGCAGAAAAGAUGUCAUGGAAGUUGCUGCUAAAGAAUUCACUGCAAUGGUGGCUACAAUCAUCAAUGGAAGAAUGUGGAUGGUCUCGAUGGGGAGAUCGAAUCUAAAGCUAUUUGAGAAGCCUUCUUAG